AUGCAGGUGGAAAAGGAAGAAGAUGAUAUCAUUCUGGAUGAGGAGAACGACCCCAAAUGCCCUAAAAUUUGUUUUACUGCGACUGAGAAGAUAGGCCUACGUCGGGAAUGGAGGUCUGCCCUGGUAGUGAGGGGUUUGGGACGAAAUGUCUCGUAUCUGCCGUUGGUAAAAAGAAUUAAUUAUCUUUGGGCUAGGAAUGGAAAAUUUCUAAUUUCAGAUAAGCAUAAUGGAUGUUUUCUCGUACGGUUCAGGAGCAAGAUUGACUAUGAGAACGCGAUUGAGGGCGGACCAUGGAUGCUAGGAGAUACUUACCUUACUGUACAUCGCUGGUUCAAGGGCUUUAACCCUUGGAAGUCUCCAAUCAAGUCUACAAUGGUGUGGGUACAGCUGCCGGAACUACCAAUUGAGUUCUUUCACCCGAUGGCGGUGAAACGGAUUGUGGGAUUUAUUGGAAAAUAUGUUAGAACGGACAGGGAAACAACAGAAGGUGCUAGGAAAAAAUAUGCACGGGCGCGUGUUGAGGUAGACCUCACAAAGACGCUAUUGUCGCAAUACACUUUGGAGGAGGAGAAGUAUAAGAUUACUUAUGAAGGAUUACAAAAUGUUUGUUUUGACUGUGGGUGCUAUGGAUAA
Linum tenue is the source of this 633-nucleotide messenger RNA. The record is from the annotation of a GenBank genome assembly. Lineage: Eukaryota; Viridiplantae; Streptophyta; Magnoliopsida; Malpighiales; Linaceae.